Oppia nitens is the source of this 552-nucleotide messenger RNA. RefSeq lists its product as uncharacterized. The transcript is spliced from 2 exons. The record is from RefSeq and is a predicted model, not a curated record. NCBI's taxonomy places the organism in Eukaryota, Metazoa, Arthropoda, Arachnida, Sarcoptiformes, Oppiidae. The coding region runs from base 55 to 477 and encodes 140 amino acids.
ACUGAGAGCAGAUCUUAUAGUCAACAAUCAAUUAAACGACGAUUACUAUCAGUGAUGACUAUAAUUAUCAUACAAUUUGUUUCAUUGAAUAAUGCCGAUGUUUUUGACAAAGAUUUCAACAGAAGUGGAUCAGAUUUAUUUGUCACUUGGAUUGCUGUUAUUAUUAUUAUAUCACUUAUUACUACAUGUAUUAUAUGCUUUUGCAUAUUGAUUAUCGUCUGGAUUAUUGCUAACUCUGCUGAACGAGCUCUUCAGUCAACAAACUUGAGUUUAAAGCCUACAUCAAAGGCAGGUGUGAUCUAUCGGACCAGUCAACCGACACCGAUAGCAUAUCCUAGUUCGGGACAACAACAGCAACCUGUGUCGACAUCAGUACCAGUAUUUGUGGCGAUACCUCAAUCGAGUCAACAACAGCAACCUAUGCCAACGCCAGCACCAGAAGCUGUGGUAAUACCUCAAUCGGGUCAACAAAUUUAAAAUUAUCAAUAAAUACCAAAUACUCAAUACUUAUGAUCCAUUAUACUGUAUAAUGUAUAUUAAUGGUUGAAAACA